GCAGGGUCUUAUCUUCUCUGCCUCACCCUGCAUGCUUAUCUGACACCCGGGUGGAAGUGUAUUUUUUCACAAGGCAACAAGGGUGAGAUCGACGCUCAGGGCUCUUGAAUAGCUGGUUGUGCUUUUGCUCGGAUGGGACGUCGUCCCGUCAUGCCCGCGAGUAAGUUGGCUUGGAGGGCCCCUCGUAGUGAUGGCAUCAUCCCGCUGCCAGAGUCGUGGUGGAGUGCCCGUGGGUUGGCUGGACACGCCGAGACGUGACGGAUGAUGUUGUGCGGAUUCGCUCCCCUCCAGACCGUCAUCUUGAGACUACAUGGGGCCCAGGGUACAUCAUGGACUCCUCCAGGUACAUCAUUGUCUCCUCCACGUUAGCGGUUCCACAUCUCCCCCCAUGGGUAUGCGUGGUACUUGGUUGUUCCUCCAUCCUGCCUCUGCGCCUCUGGGGGACACAGGUUGGUCAACUCACCAGAAAGAAGCCAGUUUCCUCUGUUUCUCCCUUGUCUUGCAAGACGGUGCGAAUGCUAUAAGUAUCCGGCGUUGACCCAACUUUUUUCCACUCGCCAUUCUCAAUCAGGCAGAGUGCAACAUUCAUCGACUCGUGCGGGUGCAUAUUGUUUAACUCUGGGAGACACAUUUCUUUUAUAUUCCUAGCUCUUCCCCAUCCACGGACUUCUGUCACCCUCGCUGGAGCAAAUCGUCCGCGAACCUUCCCCAGAUUCCCCAGAUAUUACCACGUUUUUCAGCAUGGCAGCACCCCAGAGGCCGGCUGCCCCCCUGCGCAGCAUCUCCGCUUCUUCCUUUGCUGAGACGUUCCGUGCGGCUCGCAGGAAGGUCGACAGGGACUUCGAGGACCUUGACGAGCAGAUCUCGCCUGAUUCCGAGGCGUCUCUCUCCCCAGAACUCACAGCUUCCGGAGGUGCUACUCCGAAAAGUCUUGCGUCACCCAUCUCGGGGCUGGUCACCCCGGUGCCGGAUCAGGAUGUAGCAGAUGACUUUGCCUUCGCGUUCGACAUUGACGGCGUGCUCGUCCGCGGAGGUCGACCCAUCCCUGAAGCCAUCGAGGCAAUGAAGGUCCUCAAUGGUGAGAACGAAUAUAACAUCAGAGUCCCAUACAUCUUCCUCACAAAUGGUGGUGGUAAAUCAGAAGAGGAGCGCUGUGGCGAUCUCUCCCGACAACUGGAGCUGGAGGUCAGCCCCGGCCAAUUCAUCUGCGGACACACUCCCAUGCGGGAGCUCGCCGAUCAAUACAAGACGGUGCUCGUUGUCGGUGGUGAGGGCGAGAAGUGCCGACAGGUCGCCGAGUCAUACGGCUUUGUCGACGUUGUCACCCCGGGCGACAUUCUCAAGGCCAACCACCACACUGCACCAUUCCGCAAACUCUCAGAGACAGACUACAACAACUCGAGGAACCUGCUGGAGCGGGGUGACCUCAACGAUGUCGUUAUCGAGGCUAUCUUCGUCUUCGCUGACAGCAGAGACUGGGCCGGCGACCUGCAAAUCAUCCUGGACAUUGCCAUGUCCAAGGGUGGCCGCCUCGAGACUCGCUCCGAAACCUUCGAGGAGUCGCCGCCAAUCUACUUCAGCCACAACGACGUUUUGUGGUCGGCGGGUCACGAGCACCCUCGCCUGGGCAUGGGUGCCCUGAGGCAAAUCGUUGAGAACACCUUCACAUCUGUCACAGGAGGCAAGAAGCUUGAGACACACGCCUUUGGCAAGCCCCAGGUCGGCACUUUUGAGUUUGCCACAAGGCUGCUCAAGCAAUGGCGGGCUAACCAGCACGGUCUUCCCAUCAGCCGGGCUCCUCAGACCGUCUACUUCGUCGGCGACACUCCCGAGUCUGACAUCCGCGGCACCAACCUCAUGGAUGCCAAGAGCAAGGAGGAAUGGCACUCCAUCCUCGUCAAGACAGGUAUCUACCAGGACGGUACCGAGCCGGCCUACAAGCCAAAGGCAACUGUCAACACCGUGCUGGAUGCCGUCAACUACGGCAUCAAGCGCGAAAUGGAGAAGAAAAAGACCGUCGAGAAACAGCGCGGCGAUGCGGCCACCAAGGACAUCGUUGCCGAGAAGCUUAACAGCAUCACGAUCCUCGACCAGGACAGCCUCGACGUCGUUGAUGUGAGCUGAACGACACAUCCACGACCAUUGUACUACCAUUUACAUGAUUGAUGACACGGCCGCUGCGCGAUCAUAAAUCAAAGACGAUAAAAAAAGAUGAAGAUACGCCGAUAAAAACAGCAUCCUAAACAUAGAUUCGCAGAUAGACUGGCAUUUGUCUGGGUGUCAUGUUUCGAUAGAGAUUGGAGUGUCUGGGGUUUUGGUUGCGCCCCCGCCCACCUGACUGGACGGACAGAUCGCUUGGGAUGGAAAUCAUCACAUGCUGGAUCGCACCAAGCAAGGUCAGCGGACGAAGUAAGCCUGCCGCUGCGGCCGGCCCGGGGUUGUGACAAAGGGGAUGGUUGAGACCGGGUCUUGACGACUCGCACGAAGAAUGAUGAUGGUUUUUGGAUUGUGUUGUUAGUUUGCUCGAUACACACAUUGUCGGUUGGUUGACUGAAUUGUCCCGACCUUGACUACCUGUUCCUUGUUAUCACUGAAUCAAAGUUCCUCAUAAAA
This is a messenger RNA of Diaporthe batatas, 2613 nucleotides long. RefSeq lists its product as uncharacterized. NCBI's taxonomy places the organism in Eukaryota, Fungi, Ascomycota, Sordariomycetes, Diaporthales, Diaporthaceae. Gene Ontology annotation, biological process: glycerophospholipid biosynthetic process. The coding region runs from base 742 to 2124 and encodes 460 amino acids. Gene Ontology annotation, cellular component: mitochondrion. The transcript has 2 exons. The record is from RefSeq and is a predicted model, not a curated record.